Lytechinus pictus (painted urchin) is the source of this 4191-nucleotide messenger RNA. RefSeq names its product parkin coregulated gene protein homolog. NCBI's taxonomy places the organism in Eukaryota, Metazoa, Echinodermata, Echinoidea, Temnopleuroida, Toxopneustidae. Gene Ontology annotation, cellular component: neuron projection; cytosol; vesicle. The transcript has 3 exons. Gene Ontology annotation, molecular function: Hsp70 protein binding; Hsp90 protein binding. The record is from RefSeq and is a predicted model, not a curated record. Bases 408 to 1256 code for a protein of 282 amino acids.
GAUAUCAUAAUGUGCGGUAAUAAAGAGAGUGAGGAAGAAAUGGUGUGCUAGUACAGCUUUGUUGUACAAGGUAUGUCGUUGCUAUGGCACUAACAGUCUUCACAACAAAUACUGACUAUAUAGCAUGGUAGAGCAUGAGAUUAGUAUUUUAAUACAGCUAUGGCCUUUCAGCAUACACCAUACAAAUGAAGAAGUACUCUACGAUACACAAAUAGGCAGUGUGUAUCCCUCAGCAACCAUACACUGGAGAACGGCACUUCCUCCGCCGCAGCUGUGAGCUGUGAUUGGAUUUAGCAAGGCCAUCUUGAAAAGUGAUUGAAACGUAUUUCUUGUAGUUUUAAGCAUUUCUUCUUUGCAUUUACCAAGCUUUGAUCAGAGUAAAAUAUAAUUAUAUUCAAAAUUACAGUAUGUCGACUCAUACCACACGCUCAGUGAACGGUACUACAUCAGAAGUACAUACGCAUCCUUGGAAAGCUCAUUCAUCCUCAUCAUCAUGUUCACAGACGACUCGUCAAAAUGGCGCGAAAAAUACUGGUGCUAUGCAUUCUAUUGGAGGAGUAAAGGGGAAGACUGUCCAAGCACCAGCGUUCUCGCCUCUUUCCAGGAGGGAUAAUGCUGUCGUCGUUCCUCCACCGAAAGCUGGUGCGUUUCAGGAAAAGAUUCCCCCUCCUUCUGAUUUCAGUAAAUUCUACGAUAGAGGUGACUUUCCAAUCAUGGUUGAACAUGAUACAAGCCAUAAUAAAAUAGCAUGGAAGGUUGAGAUUGAGAAGCUAGACUUUCACCAUUACCUUCCUUUAUUCUUCGAUGGUUUAUCAGAAACACGUCAUCCAUAUAGCUUCUUUGCUCGUCAAGGAGUACAUGAUAUGUUAACACAUGGUGGUCAUAAGGUACCACCAGUCAUCCCACAGCUCAUCCUCCCUAUUAAAACAGCUCUUCAGACGCGGAACGCUGAUGUAAUAUGUGCAACUAUGCGUUUACUUCAAACCCUUGUAACAUGUUAUAUGAACGGUGGUAAGCAGACAUUGAUAGGUGAAGCAUUGGUACCUUAUUACCGACAGAUAUUACCCAUUAUGAACAUUUUUAAGAAUAAGAAUAAGAAUAUUGGUGAUGGUAUUGAGUAUGACCAAUGGAAAGGUCAGAAUGUAGGUGACCUGGUCAAUGAAACACUUCAGGUAUUAGAACGUUAUGGAGGACCUGAUGCAUUUAUCAAUAUCAAGUAUAUGGUGCCAACAUAUGAAUCUUGUAUUAUGAAUUAAGAGAUAUAUUUGUUAAUAAUUUGUUAUUGAUGUACGUUGCACAUGUGGUCGAUUUAACGAUGCAUCUUUCACGUUAGACAUGCUAGAGAUUUAUAGUCAAGCCAGCAUGAGGUUACGUGAGGUUCAUCUCUAAAGUGAAAAAAAAAAGAAGGGGAGAUCGGGGACAAUCGUAACAAAAUUUACUAAAUUUGAAUUAUCAAAUGACAGCUUUGUUUAAAAAAUCAAAAUUUGUCACUUUUCGGACAAAAUCAAUAUUUUAUUUUUUUUGUUAACAAUCUUAUCAAAUCCGGAAUAGUGUUUUAUUCAGAUAUCAUUUUGUACGAAAGAUGUAUUCCCUCUUUUAGUUUACUCCCUUACCCUCUCUGUAUACACUAGGUAAUAUGUAUCAAUGCCUAACAUCAUGAACAUAUAUGAGUAUAAGGUACUUUUAUUACCACCCUGUGUACAUAUAUUAUACUGAAUUUCUAACCUGUAAAAAUUCAUAUAAUUCAGUAUUCCGCUGCAAAUUUGAUUUCAUUAUAAUAAACAUAUAUUAUUUAUCCAUCAUGUUCGAACUUAUAAUUUUUCAUGAUUCUGAGCUUAUAAAAAAAAGGUUACCAUAUUCAUUGUUAACAAAGCAUUAUAAUGAUAUACAAGACGUUAUCAUGCUCUAGGUUAAUGAGGCUACUCUGUGCUGUGCUUGUAUUUCCAAUUAGCCUAUACUCAGAUUUACAAUUUUGAUAUUUGAAGAACUAUUGUCCCCUGUCUCCCUUAUUCUAUUGACCCCUGAGGUAACUCCUCCCGAAAUCAAAAGUGCUCAUGGAAGUAAAUUAAUUAGCAGUAUAUUUGAUAUUUAGGAGGAAGAGGUUCUUCAAAUUCAUAUAUUGUUAUAUAUUCACUCGUAAAUAAUUCGUUAUUGAUGUCACUCAUUGGCUCUACAAAGGAAAAACAUAUAAAGAAUUUACUUUUCUUUAGACACUGUUACAGAAUCAGUUAUGCACAAAUAAUAUUUAAGAUUUGUAUAGCGCACGUAUCCGCCUUUAUUGGUUCUCAAGGCGCUCCCAUAAUUACCCCGGCUAACUCUAAUGCAAUUACGCGUCUCUUGCACAAGUGAAGAAACGCGAAUGACAACAGUUACUGUAAGUUGUUUUUGUGCGAAUUGUUGCCUGAAAUUAUAUUUAGAUUUGAAUGUAAUCAUAUCUUGUUUAAAAAAAAUAAUGAUUUGGUUAUUAUACUUUGCAAGAUGAAUAUUCAUUAUCUAAAUACAUCAGAUAUGAAGAGAGUUUAGAAUUGUUUUUUGUUGAUUUCUUAAAGAUUUUACCCUAACGAAACUACGUUCUGGACAUUAUUUAAUAUUUGUUAUUUUUUCAUAGUAAUUGUUAUACAUGUAUAUCUUUACUCAUGAAUUAUCUAAUUAUCAUGCAUUAUCAUUCUCUUUAUCAAUCUGAAUUGAAAUAUUGAUGUAAAACCAAUAUAGUUGAUGCUUAUACUUAAUGUGUAAAUGAUAGAAAUAAAUUAUUUGCCAACAUGUAUAUUUGCCUGCAAAACACUAAUUCGCGCUAUUUAUUGUUCAACUUUAGCUUUAAAGGCCCCCUCACACCUAACCGAAUUGCCUGAAAUACGCCUUGCGAUGGCUGGCGAAAGGCAUUUUAAAAAAUCGUUUUCAAUGGUAACUGAUAGUAAAUCAUAUUUACCCUUCGUGUUUGGGUUCGUACAUCUUCUGAACUAACAGCUGCGAUUAUUCAAAUUCGCGUGGAAAUUUUGAACAUGUUUAAAAUUUCCCGACGAAUUUAAAAGUCGUUGGUCAUCUGUUUGAAUUCGCAUCUCUUAUUUAGUCUGAGGUUAUCGUUUGUUUAUCGUUCGUGUGUUUUUGUCGCGCAUAGUCCCUCUUCGCGCUUUUGCCAAAGUGGACCGAUCUCAAAAGAACCCGUAACGAAGCAACACGAUGACACAACGACGAGAUUGCCUGAUCUAUUCCCUCGUUUUCGUUUCUCAUCGCACGCCAUAUCAAACCAUUGCUGACUGUUCCUUCGUCUUCUUGGGUUAUAUCAACCCUUCGCUUGCCUUCGGCCGCAAUUUUCUCACUGAACCGAAAAAUCGAUAUCCUUUGCAUGUCAUAUUUAUCCUUCGCUUACCGUUCGUUGAUAAAAUUUGACAAUAUAGUUACUGAUCUGCUGAUCGCAUGAUUUGACGGAAAUUUUAUUUGAAUUUGUUGAAUUCGCGUGCAUUUCGUACAUUUUUCCCAUUCGUCACCCUUCGUCCGCCUACAUUCGGUCAGGUGUGAGGGGCUUUUAAAACUUGCCCAACUCAAGCCUUUUAUACGUCUCUACGAUCACCUCAAUAAAACGCCGCCAUGCACCAGUAAUUUUGUAAACUUAUUGCUAUUAUACAUAUAUAUAUAUGUAUACAAUGAUUCAAGUGUUUAGUGAAAAUAACUAUAUCUCAAUAAUAAGUGCACAUAAUUUUGUCCAUUAAAAAAUAUUAAUGUUUUCCAAAGUAAUCUAUUAAUAACAUCGGGUCGGGGGAGGGGGGGGGGGGGGCAUUUGGAGCCAUAGUCAAUAUUUUCUAUGGGAACUUAUGUCGUUCAUACUCAAAUGAGGACCUUCUUCUUCUUCUCUCUUUUUUUUUUUUUUUGCUUGUCAAGUUUUUCUCGGGAAUAUGUGCCCCCCCCCCCUUUUGGAAAUUCCGUAUCCGCCCCUGAUUGUGAAGUCACAACUCAUCUACCAAUAACUGAAUAACACGAUGUUGAUUUGGGUCUUUAUUUUAGGUAAGUAUUAUUUUGAAAAGUACACAAAAUAUUGUACAUGGAAGAAAGUCGACACUUCUAUAUCUAAAUAUUUUUAAUAUCAACUUGCAAAAGAUUAUUAUAUCAGAUUUGUAUUAUUUUUGUUAUUUUUACGAAAAUAGUGUAUGUAAUGUUUGAUAGUUACUUAUUAAAUGAAUAACGUUACCACUG